AUGGACACAUGGCUCAAAACAGGGCGAUUAUUAUCAGUAGAGAAGGCUGGUUUAACAUCUACAUGUAAAAGUCACACUUCGUCUAUUCCAUCGGAAAACUCGACUUCUCACUGUGAAGCUGCUCCUCUCCAAAAAGCCACUAUCGAAAAUGAAGCAUCUCUAUCUAAGGAAUACACUCAAAUCAAUUGUUCAAAAGUUAAAAAAAGACGAUAUGAUGAAGAAUAUUUAUCUUUUGGAUUUAUUCCUAUUGGAAUUGACACGUUUCCUGAUGUGAGGUGCGUAGUUUGUGAGAAAGUUCUCAGUAACAGUUCUUUGGCUUCUGCGAAGCUAAAGCGAUAUUUGGAAUCUAACCAUCCAAAUCUGAAGUGGAAAUGUCCGGAUUUCUUUAGAAUGAAGAAAGACAUUUCAAUUGAAAGUGCGACUUCUCUUACUAUCUAUGUAAAAGACGAAAAUGAGAAAAACACAGAGGCUUCAUUUAAAUUGAGUUAUAAUAUUGCACGUGCCGGAAAACCUCACACCAUUGCCGAAAGUUUGAUUAAACCUAGUAUGAUAGAAGUGGUCUCUUGUAUUCUCGGAGAUGAUGCGGGAAGAAAAGUUGCAGCAGUGCAGUGCUCAAACAAUACCAUUUCUGAUCGAAUUCAUAACAUUUCUGAUCACAUUGAAAAUGAAUUUGUUUUUAGAUUAAUUAACUGUAACCAAUUUUCCUUACAAAUGGACGAAAGCACCGAUGUUUCUGGGUUAAUUGUUUUUGCUAGAUAUGCUCAUGAGAAAACCAUUCAAGAAGGAUUGCUUAUUUGUGAAAAAGACAUAAGUAAUCCGAUCACAAGAAAAAUUCGUACCCUACAAUAUGAAAAACUUCUGCAAUACCUCAGGGACUUCAAGGACAGUGAUUCAUCUUCAGAUCCAUCAUUAGAAGACAUUUUACAAAAAUUACGGCCAACAAUUUUUCUAAAACGUACAAUAAAACAACGAAUGGUUUCUGGAUUCAAUGAAGAAUUAUUUCCGUUAUGGCAAUCUAACAUGGAUAUACAGUUCAUAUUGGACGUUUAUUCUUGUGUUAGAUAUGUAAUCGAGUAUAUUGGAAAAAGCCAACGUGGAAUAUCAAAACUAAUGAGAGACAUUGUCGAAAAUCUUAAGUCUUUAAGUCUUCUACUGAUUUAUCGGUUAAAGAACAACUGA
This is a messenger RNA of Aphis gossypii (cotton aphid), 1179 nucleotides long. Its product is annotated as zinc finger BED domain-containing protein 5-like. The transcript has 3 exons. Bases 1 to 1179 code for a protein of 392 amino acids. The record is from RefSeq and is a predicted model, not a curated record. Lineage: Eukaryota; Metazoa; Arthropoda; Insecta; Hemiptera; Aphididae.